CGGUGCCGGGUCAAAAUGGCGGGGUUCCUUCGGCAGAGCGCCUCUGCGUUUGGCGCCAGGUGUCUUCGAGGGCGUUGGAGAAACUUCACAUCGACAAGUGACGGGAGUGACGGGGCGAAAUAUGCAGAACACCGAGAGACGCCGUUGUCACGAUGGACAGUGAGCGGUGAACGACCGGAUCGUGCGCUUGCUUUCCCACAGUACUGGGAUGCUUUCUACAAGAGCAAGGAGAGCGAGGACCCUGGGUCCUUGUACGAUUGGUAUUCAAACAGUGAUGUGCUGCAAGGAGUGCUGUGGAACAAGUUAAGAAGGCUGCAGGCAGGACACCUUGUCCUUCAUGCAGGGUGUGGAACAAGCGCUCUCUCCCUCGCACUUUCCAGCCAUUUUAAGGACAUACGAUUCAUUCAUGCAGACUUCUCGAUGCAGGGGCUAGAGUUGAUGAAGCACCGCCAUCCAGAGUUGAACUGGAUGGCUAUGGACGUUCGGCAGCUCCCGUUCGCUGACAGGAGCUUGGCGGCGGUGGUGGAGAAGGGGACGAUGGACGCGCUCCUGCGGAAGGGAGACGACGCGUGGCUGGACAUGUGCAAGGAAUGCUCCCGCGCGCUCUCUCAGGGAGGUAUUUUCCUUCAGAUUACUGACGAGCCUCCGGAACUUCGACUUCCGCUCCUAGAGCAUCUGAGGGAGUGGCAAGUGAGUUUCAGCGCAGUGGAUGCGAAUGACGACGGGUAUGAGUAUUUCGUAUACUCCUGUGAGAUGCGAUGAGUACUAGUACUGUCUGCCAUCGAUGAUCGGACUUCUGUCUUCCCUCUGUACAAUCUUCAACGCUG
Guillardia theta CCMP2712 is the source of this 827-nucleotide messenger RNA. RefSeq lists its product as hypothetical. The record is from RefSeq and is a predicted model, not a curated record. NCBI's taxonomy places the organism in Eukaryota, Cryptophyceae, Pyrenomonadales, Geminigeraceae. The transcript has 7 exons. Bases 16 to 762 code for a protein of 248 amino acids.